ACUCUCUCUCUUUCCCGUUCUUUAUCCUCUUCAGAACUUUUUUUUCUUUUAAUUCUUAUUUUAUUACAUUAGACACCGUUGUUUCUAGAAAUAUAUCCAGAGAGAUCCAAGGUUUCCGGCGAGUGUUUCCCAGUUGCCGAAUAAGAACGGCGGCGAUGACAGAUUUAAUCUCCGGUGAGGCCUAUCAAGAAACACAUUAAUCAAUGUUAGAUCCAUUUGUUCUAUUCCGUCUCCGAUCCAAAACGUGGUUCAACAGGAGGAAAAAAAAUAAUAACAACAUCAAAAAAAUCAACUAGAUUAUUGUUUUAUUGCAAUAAUAGAAAUACUUUUUUUCUUUUUUGUUUGUUUGUUUGUUUGUAUAAGUUUUGGCUUUCUUGUAUAUACAAUAGAUUUUUCAAUUUUGUUUUGUACAGUGUUUGUAAUAAAAGAAAAAUUGAGAAGAAAGUGGCAGAAAUGAAUUUGAGCGCGGCGGAGGAUGAAUCGGAGAAAGAAAUCCAUAUACCGGCCGAAAUAGAUUGGGAAAUGCUUGAUAAAUCUAAGUUUUUCUUUCUCGGUGCCGCGCUCUUUUCAGGUUUUGGAAUGGUCAGGCUUGAGGGCUUUAGGGCUUUAUAUAGAGGAUUUGGGACUUCUUUAAUGGGUACAAUUCCUGCUAGAGCCUUGUACAUGGGUGCGCUUGAGGUUACUAAGAGUAAUGUGGGGACUGCUACGGUUGGGUUAGGUUUUACUGAAGCGACCGCUGCUACUACUGCGAAUGCGGUCGCUGGGCUGAGUGCUGCUCUGGCUGCUCAACUUGUUUGGACCCCAAUUGAUGUUGUGAGCCAGAGACUUAUGGUUCAGGGGGCAGGUAAUGCAUCAACUACGUGUAAAUAUUCAAAUGGGAUUGAUGCGUUUAGGAAAAUUAUUACUAGUGAUGGACUCAGAGGAUUGUAUAGAGGUUUUGGGAUAUCUAUUCUGACUUAUGCGCCUUCUAAUGCUGUUUGGUGGGCUUCUUACUCUGUUGCUCAGAGGAUGGUUUGGGGUGGUGUUGGGUGCUACUUUUCCAAGAAACAUCAAGAUGGGGUUAAUGUUGAUUCUAAUAAUACGCUAAAACCUGAUUCAAAAACAGUAAUGGCAGUUCAGGGAGUCAGUGCAGCGAUGGCAGGUGGUGUUUCUGCUUUAAUUACGAUGCCACUUGAUACAAUUAAGACCAGAAUGCAGGUUCUGGAUGGAGAGGAAAACGGAAGGCGUGGACCGACUAUUGGACAGACUGUUAGAAAUCUUGUUAGGGAAGGUGGUUGGAUGGCUUGCUACAGGGGAUUGGGGCCACGCUGGGCUUCAAUGUCCAUGUCUGCAACAACAAUGAUCACUACCUAUGAGUUUCUUAAACGCCUCUCAACCAAGAACCAAGAAGUUCUGCAGUGAUAUAGGAAAACGGGGAAAAGGUUUUUUUCUUUUCCUUUUUAUUUUUAUUUUCAUCUAUCUUUGUCUAAAUGCUAGCUGUCCAUGUUUUUUUCUCUUUUUCACUGUCUUUCUCUUUGUUUCCUUUGCCUGCCUGCUCAAGAAAAAUGAUCAAUGUAAAUGCAUGCAGGUUUCCACCAUAUGUAUAUAUAUAAAUAUAUAUAAAUUUUGUUCUCUUUCUGCUUCUUA
Messenger RNA from Ricinus communis (castor bean), 1626 nucleotides. RefSeq names its product solute carrier family 25 member 44. NCBI's taxonomy places the organism in Eukaryota, Viridiplantae, Streptophyta, Magnoliopsida, Malpighiales, Euphorbiaceae. The record is from RefSeq and is a predicted model, not a curated record. Gene Ontology annotation, biological process: transmembrane transport. Bases 454 to 1401 code for a protein of 315 amino acids. The transcript has 2 exons.